CCAACAGCAAACUGCUGCUUCCGCACUGCUUCCUUGUUUAUUAGUUUUAGGGAAAACAGUACCUUUUGGGGCGAAAAAGAUUAGUUUUCUCUCUCUGGAAACAUCGAGAACUCCUCCGCAAGAUCUCCGACUACUCACUGAAAAGGAGGGAUUCAGGAUCUGAGUUUCACCACAACAAGUCUGACUUCAGGUUUUGGUCUGAAUGGCCACAGCUGCUGAGGAGCCUCCAGGGCUGCAGGGCCUCUCUGGUAAUUCAACCGGGAUUCGAAAAAAUGCUUCUCCCGAGAGUCCGAGCACCAGUAUGUCCCCAGCCAUGAAAAAAACUAUCGGCCAUCGUGGAAUUGAUCCCACUGGGGAGACGACGUACAAGAAGACAACAUCAUCGGCCCUGAAAGGUGCUAUCCAGUUAGGCAUCACGCACACGGUGGGCAGCUUAAGCCAGAAGCCUGAGAGAGACGUGCUGCUGCAGGACUUUGAAGUGGUGGAAAGCAUCUUCUUUCCCAGUGAGGGCAGUAACCUGACACCAGCUCACCACUAUGGAGACUUCAGGUUCAAGACGUACGCUCCAAUGGCCUUCCGCUACUUCAGGGAGAUGUUUGGCAUCCGGCCUGAUGACUACAUGUACUCUCUGUGUAACGAGCCGCUGAUCGAGCUGUCGAACUCCGGGGCCAGUGGAUCUCUCUUCUACCUCUCCAGUGAUGAUGAGUACAUCAUUAAGACGGUGCAGCAUAAAGAGGCAGAGUUUCUGCAGAAACUGCUUCCAGGAUACUUCAUGAACCUGAACCAGAACAAAAGGACCUUAUUACCAAAGUUUUAUGGGCUCUACUGUGUCCAGGCAGCGGGUAAGAACAUCCGUAUUGUAGCCAUGAACAAUCUGCUCCCGAGCGCAGUACAAAUGCACCUCAAGUUUGACCUAAAGGGCUCCACCUACAAGCGACGGGCAUCAGCUAAGGAGAGGGAAAAGGCCGUGCCCACGUACAAGGACCUGGAUUUCAUGCAGGACAUGAGUGGUGGGCUGUUAUUGGAGGGGGACAAAUACAGUGCUGUUUGCAAGACCAUCCAGAGAGACUGUCUGCUUUUGCAGAGUUUUAAAAUUAUGGACUACAGCCUUCUGGUGGGAAUCCACAAUGUAGAUCAGGCUUGUCGAGAGCAGGCCAGUGAGGAGGCGGUGGCCGGGGCUGCGGACCAAAGGAGGCCACAAGGUCAAAAGUCCCUGUACAGCACUGCUAUAGAGGCCAUCCAAGCUGAGACAGGGAGAAUGGGAUCCCAUGACACAGAGGACAAAACUGGAGGAAUCCCUGCACGAAACCCAAAAGGCGAGAGGCUGCUGGUGUAUAUUGGUAUCAUUGACAUUCUGCAGUCCUACAGAUUAGUAAAGAAGCUUGAACACUCGUGGAAAGCUCUGGUUCACGAUGGAGAUACUGUAUCAGUGCACAGACCGAGUUUCUACGCAGAGCGAUUCCAGAAGUUCAUGUGCAGUGUUGUUUUUAAGAAGAUCUCAUUAAAGACCUCUCCGUCUAAGAAGCGCCGUGCAGUGACACAUGGUCCUUUGAGAAAGACACCGGCCUCUGGGCCUCCUCUGUCGACCCAAACCAGCACCACCAGCAGCCAGCACUAUUCACUCCAACAGCAAGUCAGCACUGAGACCAAAGAAGACACCGAAGGAGACACUGCCAUGCAGUCAGGUCGUCCUGACCUCCUCCCAAAGACCUUACCGCUCAGCGAUGCUGUUGGCAACGCUACUGAAACCACCAUCUCCUCCUCCCCCUCCUUGGGAAACCCUGGAUUUGCUCCCACAAGUCAGUCUCCGCCUCAGUCUCAGGACACCAGCAAGUCAGUGGGUGUGGAGUUGAACAGCACAAUGAGCAAAGAACAGGAGCACAGCACGCCCAAGAGAGCUCAGUAUGAAGAAAGUAUCGGUUCCGAGGAUGUGAUCUCGCUCAGUGACAUCGUUCCUAAUGCAAACAAAUGCUCUGUGUAGAUGUGGGGAAGAGAUAUAAGUUCAACCAAACUCAACUCAAACUUGGAGGAUUUUAUGGGCAUGGAUGAAAUGUUACAACCCCCCUUUGGUGUGACUUGAGGUACCACAAUUGAAAAAGAUGUUUCAGCACAACCAAGUGGGAUAUUCAGUGUUUUUUGUUGUUGUUUUUGCACUUUGAUUUCUCAGCAUGGUAUGAGCAUGUAAGUGGGUGGUUGUGUUCUGACACUAGUGAUUGCGGGAACAGUAACAUUGUGCUUAUCGAACACUAUUAUUCAUCUCAUAGGAAUGCUUCUCUGCACAACCAAAGAUUGUUGUUUUUUGACACUGAUGUGCUCAACUCAGCCAGCAUUCAAUGUAGAGUCCAACAUGGCGACUUUGCCUUAUUUGAGAACAUCUUUUUUUUAAGCGUUUUUAUUUUCAAUAUUUGCCUUUUUUGUAAUUAAGUCCUUUUUUUUACCAAGUUGUUGUAGCAUGUAUGCAUACUUGGCUCUAUAAAUUUCGGUCUCAUCACCCAAAGGCCUGAGCCAAACGUAUUGUUUCAGCUACAUGGUAGACUUCAAUGCUUUAAAGGCAAAGUUCACCCUAAAAUCAGAAAGACCUAUUUUUCCUCUUACCUCUAUUUAUCAGUUUAGAUUGUUUUGGUGAGAG
Molecule: messenger RNA, 2629 nt
Organism: Plectropomus leopardus (leopard coralgrouper)
Lineage: Eukaryota; Metazoa; Chordata; Actinopteri; Perciformes; Serranidae
Product: phosphatidylinositol 4-phosphate 5-kinase type-1 alpha-like
Biological process (GO): phosphatidylinositol phosphate biosynthetic process
Cellular component (GO): plasma membrane
Molecular function (GO): 1-phosphatidylinositol-4-phosphate 5-kinase activity
Source: RefSeq, a predicted model, not a curated record